AUGAGUGACUUUGACGACUGCGGCAGCCACGGGGCAUCCAGCAUGUACCUCCCCGGGUGCGCCGCCGCCGCCGCCGCCUAUUACGUCUCCUCCUCGGAUUUCUCCGGCAAGCCCCCGUUCCUGUCCCAGUCGCCCUCCUGUCAAAUGACUUUCCCUUACGCCUCCAACCUGCCUCCCCAUGUGCAACCGGUGCGCGAAGCGGCGGCGGCGGCGUUCAGGGACUACGCGGGAGGCGGCGGCGGCGGAGGUGGCGGCGGCGCAGGCGGCGGCGGCAAGUGGCCCUACCGAGGCGGCAGCUACGCGCCCAGCAGCUACUACGAGGAGGUGAUGCACGGCAGGGACUUUCUGCAGCCGGCCACCCGCAGGACUGACGUGCUCUUCAAGGCAGAUCCCGUGUGCGGAGCCCACCACCACCACCACGGGGCGGCCGCCGCCGCCGCUUCCGCAGCUGCUGCGGCCGCCGCCGCCGCCGCCAACUUCUACAGCGCAGUGGGCAGGAACGGGAUCCUCCCGCAGGGCUUCGACCAGUUUUACGAGGCGGCGCAUGGCGGAGGCGGCGGGGGCGGAGGCGGCACCCCCUACCCGGAGCCAGAGGGCGACAAGGGCGACCUCAAGCUCGCCAGCAACACUUGUGGCAAAGCUUCCCCGCUGCCCGGCCAGGAAAAGAAAGUGACAAGCGAGGGCAGCGCCGAGUCGCCGUCGGGGGAGGCCCGACCGGACAAGAGCAGCAGCAGCAGCAGCAGCAACAGCAGCAGCACUUCAGGUAAGAAGAGGUGCCCAGUCCGAAGAGCCACACGACCAGCCCCGCUUUCCCGAGCUGUUGAUUAUUUAUUUAUUUGUUAAGUUGGGGAGGCGGGGAGCGAGAGGAAAGCCAAAAAUUGAGAAGGGUGGGUGGGUGGAGGGAGGAUGGGUGAGUAGGUGGGUGGGAGAGAGAGAGGGAGGGAGGGAGGGAGGGAGCACGAGGCCACCACUUUGUCAAGCCCGAGGUCUUUUUUAUGUGAGAUUUUAUAAGCAUCCGAAGGGCUUUUAUAUAUCCUAUAAGGUUUCCCUCACCGUUGUAAAGCGUGUUUACGAUAGGAAACCCAUUGAGGGUAACUUAUAGAUGUUCUUGGAGGAGGAUGUUAAUUGUGACGAAACUGUUGAUUGGGAGGCUGAGAGCUCCCAAAGUUUUGGGGAGGGGUGUUCAGACAUAUACUGGUAUGUGAUAUAUAUCACAUAUAUAUAUAGUGUAUAUAUGUGUAUGUGUGUGUAUGUGUGUAUGUGUGUGUGUGUGUGUGUAUAUAUAUAUAUAUAUAUAUAUAUAUAUAUAUAUAUAUAUAAUCAGUUGGGAUCCUGUCUGAGCUGGACUUGGGACUGACAUUUGAGAGAGGCAGGAUUCUUUUCCACAAACCAUUCUACUGUGGAAGGGGAGGGGAAAAAACCAGGGUCCCAAUUGAAUGGGUAGAGGUGUAGUUUGCAAAGUCAGUUUCAAACAAUUCCACUCAUGCCCUUCUCUCAGUCCUGUAAAUGGAGUUGGGUAGUAUAAGCUUGAAAUUACGUCGAUUAUUAUUAUUAUUAUUAUUUCCAUCUUUUCUUCUUCCACCCACACCUUCCAAAAACCACUUUGACAAAGUUGACUAGCGUGAGGCAGAAAACUCCCUGGAUGUUUCAGUGGUCGGUUUCCCAGGGAGUAAGGGAAUAGUUACAGUAAGUCCUUAGGAAGUGUAGCUUUGCUUGAAAGUGUUCUGAGUGGGACAACAUAUGCCAGCUUCUUAAUUUCUUCGUUCCUAAUUUCCCCCUUCUGUCUCCCACCCUGCUUCCCUCAUUAUUAUUAUUAUCAUCAUGAUUGGGUUGUCUUUUUUCUUCCUUUCCUGAUUGUCCAGCACUUCCCCAGCGAUCCCGGAAAAAAAGAUGUCCUUACACGAAAUACCAGAUAAGAGAACUGGAACGGGAGUUUUUCUUCAACGUGUACAUAAACAAAGAGAAAAGACUCCAGCUGUCUAGGAUGCUGAACCUCACGGAUCGACAAGUCAAAAUAUGGUUCCAAAAUCGACGGAUGAAAGAAAAGAAACUGAACAGAGAUCGACUGCAGUAUUUCACGGGGAACCCCUUGUUUUGA
Molecule: messenger RNA, 2098 nt
Organism: Podarcis lilfordi (Lilford's wall lizard)
Lineage: Eukaryota; Metazoa; Chordata; Lepidosauria; Squamata; Lacertidae
Source: the annotation of a GenBank genome assembly